CCGAGACUGGCACCCAUUGCCAAGCCCCUGGCAGACGAAAAGCUGACCAAGAAGGUGCUGAAACUAGCAAAGAAGGCAGCCAAGCGGAAGCAGAUCAAGCGGGGGGUUAAGGAGGUGAUCAAGGCCAUCCGCAAGCAGGUCAAGGGCAUUUGCCUGAUUGCGGGCGACAUUUCCCCCAUCGAUGUCAUCACGCCGCUGCCAGUGAUGUGCGAGGACCGUGACCUACCAUACAUCUACGUCCCCUCCAAGGAGGAGCUGGGCCAGGCGGGGCUGACCAAGCGCCCCACCAGCUGCAUGCUCAUCCUCCCCAAGGCACUCAAGGGCGAGGCGGCCAAAGAUGAGGAGGCCAAGGAGUUUGCGGAGUUGUAUGCAGAGGUG
Messenger RNA from Chlorella variabilis, 378 nucleotides. RefSeq lists its product as hypothetical. The transcript is spliced from 3 exons. Gene Ontology annotation, biological process: snRNA pseudouridine synthesis; rRNA pseudouridine synthesis. The record is from RefSeq and is a predicted model, not a curated record. The annotation marks the transcript as partial. NCBI's taxonomy places the organism in Eukaryota, Viridiplantae, Chlorophyta, Trebouxiophyceae, Chlorellales, Chlorellaceae. Gene Ontology annotation, cellular component: nucleolus; box H/ACA snoRNP complex. Gene Ontology annotation, molecular function: box H/ACA snoRNA binding.